ACCGAAGAGAGGGAAGAGAUGAACCGGCGCCUGCUUUCUCAUUUCAGUUCUCCUAAAGGAGGUCAGCCAGCCGUGUUCAAGCUGAAAUGUGAGAUCUGACUUCCCGCCCCUCGGGCGGUCUUGGAGAACUUUUCCCCCGCCUUCUUCUAGGGAUCCGGUGGUCCGGAACGGCACAGUAUUCGCGUCAGGCAACAGCGGGAUGGCCAGGGCGACCCUAGUCCCGCGCUUUCUGUACCCCUUUUGGCAGCGGACCCCUUGCGCGAGCCCCGCGCCCGUCGCGGCGGGAGGCGUUUUCCGAAGGUUCUUGGCUGCAGCGACACCUGCUCGCCGCCUAGAUCUGCGGGGUAUCUAUCCGCCCCUCGUCACCCCUUUCACGUCUCAAGGCCGUGUAGAUUACGCCCGGUUGCAGGAGAAUCUGCGCCUCUACGCCGAAAUCCCCUUCCGAGGUUUUGUAGUACAUGGUUCCAAUGGGGAAGCCCCCUACUUGACACAAGAGGAAUGCCUGGAAGUAGUGAUGCGGGUGCACCAAGCUCUGCCUAAGGAAAACCUCCUGCUGGUUGGGUCAGGAUGUGAAUCAACUCACUGCACCAUUGAAAAAACAAAACAAAUGGCUGACAAGGGUGCUGAUGCUGCUCUUGUGGUAACUCCUUGCUACUUCCGUGGAAGCAUGACUAGUGCUGCCUUGAUCCAUCAUUACACACAGGUGGCUGAUGCAUCUCCAAUCCCUGUGAUACUGUACAGUGUUCCAGCCAACACAGGCUUGGAACUGCCCAAUGAGGCAGUGCUCAGCCUCGCGCAACAUCCUAACAUAGUGGGGAUCAAGGACAGUGAUGGCAAUAUUACCCGCCUGGGGCUGCUUGUCCACAAGACGCAGAAUGAAGACUUCCAGGUACUGGCAGGAUCAGCUGGUUUUUUUCUAGCCAGCUAUAUUGUAGGUGCUACAGGAGGAGUCUGUGCCCUUGCCAACGUACUAGGCAGUCCUGUCUGUCAGCUUGAUGAUCUUUGCCGUGCAGGAAAUUGGAGUGAAGCCCGUGAACUGCAGCACCGAUUGAUUGAGCCAAACAUUGCAGUCACCCGGAAAUUUGGGGUCCCAGGUCUCAAGCAGGCAAUGGAGUGGUUUGGCUAUAAAGGAGGCUUUUGCCGUGCCCCCUUGCUCCCAUUAACUGAGACACAAUUAAUGGAAUUACGCCGUGAUUUCACCUCCAAUGGCUGGCUCUGAAGGACAAAGGAGUUCUAGCAAUGCCUGAAUCUUGCUUUAGCCAAUUACUAUCUAAUUGGGAAAGGCUCACAUGUCUUGCAAUUUACUUUGAUGCAGCUCAUUCAACUCAUAGUGUACUUAUUGGAACAUCGCUAUAGCAACAAAACAGUGGAAUAAAAUCUUCAGAAUGGAGCUUUAAAUGACAAAAGCCUGCAUCUCAUGGUUGACAAGAAGCCCAACAUUCCUUUGUCACUUAAAAUUUCUCAAUUCUGCAUAUCUAGAAUAUAGUCUUAUCUAUAUUCUAUUCUUCAGUAUUUUCCUAUAUCAUGAUUAGUUCUGGAAUCAUAAACUGUUGAAAUGCUAAUUCUCUGGGCUCAGAAAUCAGAUAUGUGAAAUCAUAAUGUCCUAUGUAAAAGAUGACAUUUCAUUCAUUUUUGUGACUUACUAGGCAUCACUACCUCUUGUACAAUAAAUUGAGUUUGUUGCAUAGUUGUAUAAUCCACUGAAAAAUUGAACAUUCCUGAGGUGUUAUAAGAAUGUGCAGUUAGUAAAUAAUUAUGUGCCAUCAAGUCAUUUUUGACUUUUAAUAACUACAAAGAUUUUCUCCAUUAUAAUCUAUCUCUAACCUAUUACUAUAACUAUAUAUUUAUGGUAUUCACUAAAGCUAGAUCAGCAAAAUUUAAGCAUUUUUUAAAAAUUGUUUUAUAAAACACUGCUACAUAGGUCUGAGUCAUCCUCAAGUACAGAAGUUUUAUGGUAUGGCAUAAAAAUACAUUCUUCAAGAUAAUUAUGCUUCUGUUAUUGUACCUGUUUCCUGUCUAAUAAUGGUGCAUUAUAUUUGGAAAGAGAAAUGGAGAACCAUUCAGUAGCGUUGCUGAUGACUAUAUUUUUAGCUAAAACAUAAACACAUUAAGGCUAAUUGAGGGUACAGCUUCUUGUUCUACACCCAGAUCCAAAAUUACUAGAAGUGGAUAAUUGUGUCUAUAUAGUCAUAGCCCCAAACCCAAUAACUAUAUGGCUGAGGUCAGGGAGAAUAGAGCACCAGAAUUUAAUCAAGCUGUUUCUUGAAGUAUUUUAUACAAUUCCAAUAGCAUGCAUGGAACAAAAAGUGUUACAGAAAAUCCCUUCUUUAAGUGAAAAAAGUUGGGGGGAAAGUGAAGUUGUAAACAAGAAAAUGCAUUGCCUCAUAACAGGUACUUAAGUUAGUUGUACUGAUUAAUGGAAGCUAACUGUGUCAACAUUUUCUUAACAUAGAUAUGAAAACAGUAAAGGACUUAACAUUUUGCCAGCAUAGCAUAGCAGGCAGUUGCAAACACAAAGACUAGCACCAGGUGAAGAUUGUUCAAAGGGGGCAGUUUUGACAGUUGUAGGUCAAAGGAUUAAAGAAAAAAAUGGAAAGGAAUAUAAUAAAAUAGCAUUGGAAAGUAUUAGAGUAGCCUAUAUUUAUCUAAAACUCACUGGCGGCAUUAAAUACACUCUGCUAAGCUAAGUUUUAACUUUAGUUGUUGGAUAAAUUACAGCAGCUGAAGUCAUGCAUUUGCUCAGCCACAAACAAACAAAAUGGCAUCUUGGCUAAGUGCUGUUUGAACUUACCAUUUAAACCAAAUUCAUAUAUUCAAAUAUGGUCCAUUAAAUGAGUUGAAAGAACACUUUUUAAGAUUACUAGACAACCCAUAACCUGUUGGGUCAAUGUUUCAGAGAUAUUUCCUUAUCUAAGCUGAACUAAAUGACCACAGGAGGAAAAUAGCAGUGGGAGCAGGAGCAACUUCCAUCUUCCUGCAAGUUUCCCUGUUGGCUUUCUUUGUAGGAAGUUGGCAGGGAGUAUUAAGAAUGAUCACAUGACUGCAGCAGUUGCCACAACUUUCCCAAAUUUCAAUCCUCUGGGAGUCAUGGGUCCCAGAUUUUGUACAGCUUCUAUAAGUUUGCCCAUCUGAGGUAUCUUGAUUCAAAAAUUGUUAUCCUAUAAUGCACCAUUUCAUCCAAUUAAAGGUUACAAACCAUCA
Molecule: messenger RNA, 3201 nt
Organism: Crotalus tigris (Tiger rattlesnake)
Lineage: Eukaryota; Metazoa; Chordata; Lepidosauria; Squamata; Viperidae
Gene: HOGA1
Product: 4-hydroxy-2-oxoglutarate aldolase 1
Exons: 7
Coding region: 200-1219 (339 amino acids)
Biological process (GO): N-acetylneuraminate catabolic process
Molecular function (GO): 4-hydroxy-tetrahydrodipicolinate synthase activity; N-acetylneuraminate lyase activity
Source: RefSeq, a predicted model, not a curated record